This is a messenger RNA of Paramecium octaurelia, 1729 nucleotides long. The record is from the annotation of a GenBank genome assembly. Lineage: Eukaryota; Ciliophora; Oligohymenophorea; Peniculida; Parameciidae.
GUGAAAAAUUAUCGGAUCAUUAAAUAUGAGUAAUCAUCAAUCUGAUGCUGAUUAACAAAAGGUGAAAUCGAUUUCCGAUCAUUCCUUAGUGAAAUCUCAUUCGUAAUCAAUCAAAGAUAUAGAGUUAUCAGUUUAUAGAUGGGCUAUUUUGCUUUUGUACUUUUUAGUUGUAUUGGUGAAUGGAGUGCCAUACGAAAUAUGCGUGCCAAUAAGUUCGUUUAUGGCUGAGAUAUAUAAUGUAUCCUUGGCCGUAGUUGCAACAGCCUCGACGGUGUUUAUGGUUAUGCAUCCAAUAUUGUCAUUUGUUGCUGCUUAAAGUAUAUAGAGUAAUUCUAGUUAGCAAUUUCAAAUUACGGAUGGGCAUCUGCUACCAAUUUAGGAGUAAUACUAACAAUUGUCGGCUGUGCUAUUAAGUUAUUGAUAAACCAAGCAGGGUAAACAAUAUAUAUUAUAUAUGUAGAUUUUCAGUUUUGAUAAUCGGGCAAGUUCUAUGUGGAAUAGGAAGACCUUUUAUUUUGAAUUCUCAAGCAUCGAUGGCCAUGAGUUGGUUCCAUCCUAAGACGAGAAUAAUCAUAAUCACUCUGCUAAAUGUAGUUAAUACAUUAUCUUUGGUUGUUUCAGCUUAAUUGCCUGGGAUAAUGUUUAAGGGGUAUAAAUUGGAGAACGACCCAGAAUGUGAGGAUGGAAGAGACAAAAUGUAAAGUUUAUGCUUACUUGAAUUUUACAUAAGUUUGGCCAUAGUGCCUAGUUUAUUUAUGUUGAGGAGCAGACCAAGUUAGGUUCCUGUGAAGAUAAAUAAAAUUGAAAGAAAAGGCGGCAUGAUGAGGAUAAUGCUCAGACUAUUCAAAAAUAGGAACUUUGUGUUACUGUUCAUUCCAUUUAGUCUCUACUUUGGGAUCCUAAAAGCCUACCUGGUAAUAAUGGAAUUGUUGAUGGCUCCGUACAAAUACGAAACUGAUUAAGUGGCUGGUGUUGGUAUUAGAAUGUAAUUAUUAUAAUAAAGUUUCAUUUCCUUUGAUUGGCGGAUUGAUAGCCUAAGGAGCAUUGCCCUAUAUUGUGAACAAGUAUAAAGUACAGAAACAGUUUGUUCGUAUAUUUUUGUUAUGUUCAACACUAUCAAUGGGGUCAUUAUACUUUGCUUUGUCAUCGAAUAACGUGGUCUACAUUUAUAUAGUAAUUACUCUCUUGGCCAUGUGUGUGAUGCCCAUACUACCUGUGAUCAUGGACAUGGGAUGUGAUUUGAUAGCACCAAUAGAACCAUCAUUCGCAGUGGGUGCCUUUUAUAUGGGGAGCAUGCUAUUCUUCGUGGUUUUCACUUACAUCUUGACAUUCAUUACUGGAAAGGACAAGCAGGACAAGAGAGUGUUGUUCACGAACAUUUUCUCAACUGUCAUGCUAAUCAUAGGAUUAGUUUGUAGUCUAUUUCUAAAGAUCGAUGAUUCAUACCAUGAUUUGGAUGUAGAAUAGGACAAGGCUUCUUUAGUUUAUCCUUUAGAGAAGAGUCAAUCUGUAGUCAAAGGAAAGGGGCCAUCUGUGUUUAGAGGAACUUAAUCUAAAAUGAGUGUGUAGUAUCAGAAGGGAUCCAUGUUCAGUGUACAGUAUCAAUGUAUGUUUAGUGCUCAUAUAACAAUAUCAGCAUUGUAGGUGAUGUGCCAAUAAUCCCGGGAGAGGAGGCAGAGGAUCCCUUUGAGUAAGAACAACAAGAGUGAGUAAUAAAUUUAUAUAUUUG